Messenger RNA from Brettanomyces bruxellensis, 3393 nucleotides. RefSeq lists its product as uncharacterized. The coding region runs from base 1 to 3393 and encodes 1130 amino acids. Gene Ontology annotation, molecular function: guanyl-nucleotide exchange factor activity. The transcript has a single exon. Lineage: Eukaryota; Fungi; Ascomycota; Pichiomycetes; Pichiales; Pichiaceae. Gene Ontology annotation, biological process: regulation of ARF protein signal transduction. The record is from RefSeq and is a predicted model, not a curated record.
AUGAAGCCAAAUAUAAGGAAGGACGUUGAACACAUAAAAAUUUCAGCUCCAAUUUUGGAUACCACUGUAACUUCAAAGUAUAUGGAUUUUUCAUCAAUGCCGUUUAGCCAGUCGACAAAUAAUAACAAAAAGUUUAACAACGAGGAAUCAAUUCCCAGAAUACGUGUUGGUCCUGAGGGAAGUAACAAGGCAGGUGAUACUCCCACAAUAAAUGUGCGUGAGGACCAACAUACAGUGGAGAAGCAGCUGAAAACACCCACAGAGGAAUCUGAAAAUGGCAUCGAAAAAUUUCAGCAUCUACUGGUGGGUAAGAUAAAGUUAGAAAGAAGCAAUACCGUAAGCUCACACAAACAAGCUAGUGGAAAGAAAAUAGAAAUUAUAAGGGUUGACCAAAAGAACAUUCCUCUAAGAAACGCUCGUAUUAUGAGGAGGGAUAAAACAAACAAGGUUGCCGAAGAUCACAUAAUGAAUGCUCCGAAGACGAGAAGCCUCGAUCCUAAAAGCAAGCCUCAGACAAAGAGAACUGGAAGGAACAAUUCUUCAGCUAAGAACGCUGGUCAGAACAAACAGAAUAUAAGGCUCGUCAUUUCUGAUGGUUAUUCACGGAAUGUCGCAGAACAGGAUUCAGAGUCUGGUACCGUGGGUCCUAUAACAACAGCAAAGCCAUCACUUCAGACGGUUGCCAUAAAGCCUACCAUUUCAGAACAAUCUACAGAUCCAGGAAUACAUCAAAACUCCUCGCUGAAAGUAGAAAGCCAGAUUAAUCAUGAUCAAAUAGAUAUUGCUCAGGAAAACACUGCACAUUCAAAUGCACUUGAAGAAAAGAAUGACGAGAAAUCAACAUCAGAAAAAGAACCUAUUGAUAUUCCUAAGGCCGAUGCUCAUCUGGUGCAUGAAAAGACAAAGAUUGAAAAGGGGCAAUCAAGAGAUGAUCAAAUAAAUGAUCACAUCAUAAGAGUCGCAGAUAGCGAGCUUAACCAAGAAGCAAAUGUGGAGAAGCAGUUUCAAGAAAUGCGAAUUCAACAAGAAAAGAAUGCUCCACUCGAGACAAUACAGUCUGACGAUGAAAUUGAUCUGGAAUCAAUGAACGUUGACCAACCGGGGACUGACCAAGAAAUUAUACAUGACUUGAAAGACCCAAGUUCAUCCUUGCACGCAUUAUUUUCUUCUAAAAACAUACCAAUUGAUGAUCCAAACUAUCCAGUUGCGAGACUUGCACAUCUGAAAGAGGUGGCCCUUAAGUUGUAUGAUUCAACAUUUGAGGACGUUGAACCAAAGGACUAUCUUACAUUUUUAGGAGGUGGAAUGAAUAAAGGUGAUAAUGCUCCUCUGGAUUCCGAUAUUGUGCGAAUGUUCUAUAUGUCAAAGUUUCGCUGGAAUUAUAAUAUGUUGUCAUCUCUACGUAUUCUCUGCGAUAAGCUUUUUUUCAAAGGUGAAUCUCAAUAUAUUGAUAGAAUUAUUGACUCAUUUUCGAAAAGUUGGUUCGAAGUGUUCGGCAUAUGCAAUAGGAAAACAUUAUUUGGAAGCCCUAAUGGCGUCUAUUUGGUGGCAUACUCUUUAAUCAUUCUUAAUACUGACCUACAUACCAAAGGGCGUGGUAAUGAGAGGGUGAAGAGAAUUUCCAAAUCAAAAUUCGUCAAGAAUACUAUUGCAGCCAUGACGCAGGCUAAUGUUCCAUAUUCAAACACUAAACUUCUAGAGCAUGAAUUGAAAGACUUUUAUGCCAGCUUGUCAUCAAACGAGCUUCAUCUUACGGAUGCUACAAGUAUGCAGAUAGGAGCAUCAGGAAAACUUUCUAAUGGUCACGUUAUAGCAUCGGAUUCUGAGGAGAGCGUUGAGAACGAUGAAACAGUGCAGAACAGUUUAAAGCCGAGACAAUCGAUUAAUUCGUUGUUCAGCAAAGGGGAGCAUGGCAAAGCGGAUGAUCUUUCUUUAUUUUCCUCUGCUGCUAUUGUUGGAAACACACCAAGCUCUUCUUUUGGCUUUGCUAAGGCUAUUAGAGCGGAAGGUUCCAUGACAGCAUUAGACAGCAGUAGAAACUCCAUGUACUCUUUUGGGGCCGGAAGCACCUUUACUACUGGCUCCAUUAAUGCAAGUAUUCUCACAAGAUUUAGUUCUAGGAAUCCGGGCCCACUAAAUCCAGACUUUUCGCUAACAGUUGGAGAUUGCACUCCAAACGAUCCUUAUUUUGUCGAGGAAGAUGGAGAUGUAGAGCUUGAAAUGGGAGGUCCGCCUUGGAUUAAAGAGGGUAUUCAGAAGGUGGUUUUAACGCAUAGUGUCAUUCAAAGUAUGAAUACGAACAGACAGAGCUCCGUGGUUGGUUCACUAUCUUCGUUGAAUGAAUUAUUUAAACACUCAAAUCUGCGAUUUGCUGGCUUUUCUGGAGGAUCGAGAAUACCAUGGAGGGAUCAUUUCACGGUAGUUUCAGAGGGUCAACUUCGACUUUUUAGCUUUGAAAAGUCAGGCAGAAUGAACAAUUCCAGAAAUAAGGGUGACGGAAACUGGACUGAUUCUGCCAUCUGCUUAGCUUCUGUGACAUUAAACUCUUGUUAUGCUCAAUUAGUUCGUCCGAAGUCAAAACUUUACUUCCAUAUUCUCAAGCAUAUGCAGAAGAUUCAGAUAAGAACAAGGGAGGAAACAUUCUGGGUGCUCAAUUUACCGUUGAAUGAUUCGAGUACAUUCAAAAAUUACAGGAGGAUAUUCUUCUGCUCUGGAACUACACAAAAUGCUGCAGAAUUUUGUGACAGCUGCAACUUUUGGGCAGCAAGAACAUCUUCGAUACCUCCGGAAGAGACAAUUUCUUCCAUUGAAUAUGGUUGGUCUACCAAAAUGUUCCAGAUCAUGGAUGGUGUAACUUCUGGAUCAAUGGAAAGAGCAAAAGCUGAAGAUUACUUAUCAUCGGUGACGAUCCAAAAAUGGCAGCCUGUUGUGUAUGGACUCAUUGCCAGUGAAAAUUCAAUGAUAGAGCAGUUGAAUAAAUUGAAACAGUAUUAUUGCAGCCUUCAACUGACAUGUAGGAAACACCGAGAAUUAGGAAUAUUUCAAGAUAGGCUACAAAGUUUUGCCGGGGGUCCUCGAGCAAGGCCCGGCAAGAGUGGCUUAUUUGGAAGGGGCAAAAAAGCAGGAAAUACUUCAAACAAUAUCCGUAUGAUUCGGAAAAACUAUCUAAAUAGAUUGAACUAUUUUUCAAAUGAAUUGCUUAAAUUUGGAAGCUAUAUAGCCAUUAUGCAAAGUGCAAUUGUUCUUCGUCGGAAGAAAUUAGCUGAAGCAGAGGAGAGGGAUAAUAUUAUCCAAGAGGAAGAGGAAGAAGACGAUGAAGAUGAUGAUCAAAAUUUUAAGGAUAGUAGAAGUGAGCCACAGGAUGAGGCUAGGGAUAACGAAAUUUCAGCUUAA